Molecule: messenger RNA, 2541 nt
Organism: Synchiropus splendidus (mandarinfish)
Lineage: Eukaryota; Metazoa; Chordata; Actinopteri; Syngnathiformes; Callionymidae
Gene: rab6ba
Product: RAB6B, member RAS oncogene family a
Exons: 8
Coding region: 196-918 (240 amino acids)
Molecular function (GO): GTP binding; GTPase activity
Source: RefSeq, a predicted model, not a curated record
UGUGAGAAGACUCUCGGUCGGCAGCAGAGGCAGCAGUGUUCUCCAUCACGAAGACAGAGAGAGAGAGGGACAGACAGACCGGGAAAGACAGUGUCAUUCUGAGCCUCCGUCCAGCACCGAGUUCGCUCGUCCGGUGUCCUCUCGGCGCCCCUUCCUUCCUUCCUUCUCCGUCUCUCCCUCCUCUGGUUCUUCAGAAUGUCCGUGGGCAGCGACUUUGGAAACCCUUUAAGAAAAUUCAAACUCGUGUUUCUGGGCGAGCAAAGUGUUGGAAAGACCUCGCUGAUCACACGCUUCAUGUACGACAGCUUUGACAACACAUAUCAGGCCACAAUUGGGAUUGACUUCCUGUCAAAAACAAUGUACCUGGAGGAUCGAACGCGUUCUCUCUCUGAACCCCAGGUGAGGUUGCAGCUCUGGGACACAGCAGGCCAAGAGCGCUUUCGGAGCCUCAUCCCCAGCUACAUACGGGACUCCACGGUGGCUGUGGUCGUCUAUGACAUCACAAAUGUAAACUCAUUCCAACAGACGUCAAAGUGGAUCGAUGAUGUGAGAACAGAAAGGGGAAGUGAUGUCAUCAUAAUGCUUGUUGGCAAUAAGACAGACUUGGGAGAUAAAAGACAAAUCACCAUUGAAGAAGGCGAACAACGGGCCAAGGAGCUGAGUGUCAUGUUCAUAGAGACCAGUGCCAAGACGGGGUACAACGUCAAACAGCUCUUCCGACGUGUGGCGGCUGCUCUACCAGGGAUGGAGAGCAUGCAGGAAACAGGCAAAGAAGGCAGUAUCCUUUUGUGUGGACAAGACUUCACUUAUCUCUCAGUGAAGAGCUGUCAUCCCGUCCUCCUUGAUGCGACGACCGAGGUCAGAGCUGGGUCAUUGUUGUUAUUAUCCCAAUUCGUUUUGCUGAUGGACAAAAAAUGAAAAGGAUGCAGCGGUGAACUUUGGAUUAAUUUCUCAUCCAAGAAACUGCUGGUGAUGGGUCCAGUGUUGCCCCAGCAGCUAAGGGAGGAGGACCAGGUAUAUACUAAACUAGUAUUGAGAGAAAUUCAUACGUUAUGUUCGGCUCUUUUGGGAACCAUGAGAAUGUACCAGCAUAGGCAUGUGAAUCACGGGGCUGUGCGUUAACCAAUAUACUACUGCAAAGUCACAUGAUUUGAUACACAACUGAGUAUUACAGCCUUGAUUGCCAUAUGGCAGUUUUGUCUAGACUCAGAUUGUCAUUUUCCAUAUAGCGCAAAAUGACACCAUGGCUCAAAAAAAGGCAAGUUUAAUCUAUUCCAUUGGGUGGGAGGCGGCGGCGAGGAAGGUUCACCCGGGGAGUAAUUCAGCCAUGGACCACUACUGCCUGUGAAGCUAUUUUGCUUGUAUUGAGCGAGCGCUGUGGGAUCCUGCGCUCCCCACCACAGUUCUCUGCACUGCACUGGGGAGCGUGGGGAAUGAGCUUCCUGCCAAAAGAAACUAAAAUACAAGUCAGUGGCUGCCUGUCUCCUCCGACAGUUUGGAUGGUGAGGACUUUCAUUUCACCUGUCACCUUCAGCUAUAAGUGGCACUGCUGCAUGAGAGGGAAGUGAUCAGGUCCAGCUCAGGAGAAUUGUCCUCUGUGCUGGUUCACAUUUAAGCUCUGCUUCGCUGAAGUGGUGCAAUAAACAGCAUUUUAAUAAGAGCCACGUUUAUUCAGGACAGUUUCACAAAUGAAAGUCAGUGAUCUACCUUUCUGUAGCCCAGCGUGUUUCACCAGUGUUCACCUUCAAUGAGACUAUUUGUACAAUCGGAUGAGCAGGAGUGACGACCUGAUUUGACCUCCUCCACUCUCGACCUCCGUGGAACACUUGUGAAGUCUUGGGCUGCUGUUUAACCCCAAAGCAUUUAUCCAUCAAACACAAACAUAAAUCGCACGCUGACCUUGCUGGCAAUGACAUUGUCCGCUUGCAUGUGUGAUGAUGGCCCACUUAUCACUGUGUCCUCCUUGGUGGACAAGGCCUCUGUACCAAACCUGAACUGCCCUCUGCUCCAACAUUCCCUGCCGCUAAAGCAUCUUUCUCUUCCGGCCAAUUUUCUUUAUCUCCCUUGCUGCUUUUAAAUAUCUAUCGUAAUGAGCUGAGGUGGGAGGCGGUGGUGAUGGAUGGUGGAUGGUGACCGUCCCACUGCUGCUUCAGUGCAGCACGCCUGCUUUAUUACUUUGUAAUCACUAUUGAUCUGGCCGCUUUGGGGAACGCAGGAUUACGAUCACAAUGUUUUUAUGUGCAGGGUUGGUUGCACUGGGAUUUGCUGGCUGGUAUCUUGUGUUGUCUUUACUCUUAUAGUUUGUUUUUGAUUUAUGGGGCGUCACAGAUCUCGCCUGUGGCUGGGCAGAGGUUUCCCAGUGUGAAGUCAAUGUCCGACCCAGCUCUUGCGACGGGAGACACUAAUGCUAACAACUGAGAUCUUUCUAUUUAUGGAUUUGGAAUGAAUUACUGCAAUGUUUUGUCUUGUUUUUUUUCUGUGAAGUUGGGUCCAGCUAAGUGAUGACAGUACUCUAAGACAUUACCGUGAGUUUCCUGAACA